Molecule: messenger RNA, 7912 nt
Organism: Macrobrachium nipponense
Lineage: Eukaryota; Metazoa; Arthropoda; Malacostraca; Decapoda; Palaemonidae
Exons: 19
Coding region: 11-7747 (2578 amino acids)
Biological process (GO): actin cytoskeleton organization
Cellular component (GO): filamentous actin; microtubule organizing center
Molecular function (GO): protein binding
Source: RefSeq, a predicted model, not a curated record
UAUAUAUCUAAUGCCUUAUUCUCUCUCAUCCUCCUUUAGGGUAAGAACGGACACAGGAGAACGGAGAAGGACGCACGAGGACAGGCGAGCACUCCAGCCCCUAGAUCUCAACACCUCUCCACACAUGGGUCCCUCGAAAGGAGGCGGUGAACCUGUGGGAGGAGGAGGUGGAGGAGGAGGUAUAGGGUUAAUAGAAGGCAGGGAAACUGGAGGAGGGGGAGGUGUGGGAGGUGGCUGCACCCCCGGGCAGGACCUCCUCUCCUGGUGCCAGACGGUCACGCGAGGUUACCGCGGGGUCAAGAUCACCAACAUGACCACCUCCUGGAGAAAUGGCCUCGCCUUCUGCGCCAUCCUCCACCACUUCAGACCUGACCUCGUAGAUUAUGACAGCUUAUCUCCGCAAGAUGUCAAGGGUAACUGUAAGAAAGCUUUCGAAGCUGGCGAAAGGUUAGGGGUGACCCGCCUCAUCGAACCACAAGACAUGGUAAUUCUGACAGUGCCUGACAAGUUGGCUGUUAUGACGUACCUCUAUCAGCUCAGGGCACACUUUACAGGUCACGAGCUUGAAGUGGCGCAGAUUGGCGACACUGCGGCAGAAUCGUCGUAUACUGUAGGAAGACUAGAUGCAAGCUCCGGGGAAGACGACAUCCUCAACUUGAGAUCCCACGACGACAAUCGCAACUUGCAAAGAUUAUCCGCCCACCUGAGCACCCCCGUAGAUGUCAAAAUCGAUAAUAGAACGGUAUCUACAGAGGCAAGAAUACGAAGGCCCUCUGAAUCUAGUCAAAGUUCGCAAAAGUCAAGCAAAAGAAAAAGUGGUGAAUUUGGUUCUGAAAAGGAAGGUAAUGUUGUCACCACCCCCUCAGCUAAGGAGCGUAUUUUAGCAUCAUCUAAAUCCUUAACGUCAGAAAUAUUCAAAAUUGGCAAUAAAGUGCUCUCUCCAACUAGAGAAAAACUUGCCAAGACUGAAAAUCGGAAUUCUACAGCAUCUCUUAGUAGUAACAGCAGUAGUGGUGAUCGUCCAGCGUUAAUGACACGAAAACAGUUGGUGGAUCCUUUUGCUUCAGAUGAUGAGGAUGAACCAUCCUCUCCAGUCAAUUCUCAUGAGCAGCCACCAGUCAGUUCACAAGUUCAAGAAAAUGAAGACACUUAUAACCAAAAUAACAGAGUUCUUACAUCUUCAAGAUCUCCAGUCAUAUCACCUUUAGGAGAGACUGGGUCUGGAAACGGGACAAUCACCGGACCUCAGGAGGGGUCCCCAGUUGAUUCCCGGUUGGGAUCCAUUGUUCAGGAAGUCCCUGGACUCCUCGACCUUUCCCCCACCCGACGGGAUCAGGUGGUGAUGAGAGAGAGACAAAGUCCCCUUAAGAAGCUAAACCCUCCACCUUUGGAAGGCUUGAGAGGAAGUGGCAGUCGAUUACAGAAUCAAGUUCUGACCUCAAAGAAAAGAUCUGUCACAAGCCCAGUUAGCCCUCUUACGAAACCUGUUAACAGUGAAAGCAUUAAGGGCUCUUCAAGUCCCCGAACUGUCUAUAAAGUUGAUCCGAAAUGCCAAGUAGAUAGCCGAAGAGUAAUCACCCCCAUGAGGAGUGAAAGUCCUGAAGCAAGUGAUAUAACAUAUGCCCGAUUAGGUAAUAAAGAUUCUGUCUCAAGUCCCACUAGAUCCAAAGUCAGAUUAUUCUUGAAGGGAGAAUCCAAGAAAGCCUCUGUUUCACCUGAUUCAAAAGUCAGAAGUCUUGUUCUUCCAAAUCAGACCGAAAAUCAAGGAUCUUUAAAAUCUAAAAGCACUAAAUCUUUUUCCAACUUUAGAGAAAAAUUAAAGAAUAAUUCUCUUCCAAGAACCAAAUCCACAAAUACUAAAUCUGAUUCUAUAACAAAAUCACUUAGUAAGAAUAAUAAAGACAUGAAACUCAAAACAGUUGGUGUUAGUAGUAGAAAUUCUGUACCAAAGGAAACACAGCUGGUGAGCAAACAUGAAAAUCAGAAGCCUGUUUUAAAUUUAGCCUUCAGGUCUGAGCCAGCUAAAUCUAAGGUAGAUGUAAAGAAAUUUAAAGAUUUAACCAAAGGUAAAACAGAUGUACCCAAAACAAAAGACUUACCCAAAGAUAAAACAAGUGUACCUAAAACUAAUUUGAGCACAAAUAAUGCACUUGAUAAAGAUAAUGGCAAAAGUGUCAAAGGUUCCCUGGACCAGACCAUUGUUGACACAAAAACUGUUGGUAAGUUAGAAAAUGAUAGAGACACAGGAUUUUUUUCGUGUUCAUCAAUGGAAGAUAGCUACUUUUCAAAUGCCACUGGUGAUGAAGAUGAUAAAAAAGGUGAAAAUACUAGUCAGACAUUUGCAUGGGGAAACCAGUCUCAGACACUACCAAAGGAUUUUGUUAUGUCUCCAUGGGCAAAAUUUGAAGAUGUUGACUGGGGCACUAAGAAUGUAGUUGCAAGUGAUGAAAGAUGUGAUAACAACACUCAGGGUGCUUCCAUACAGUCAGAACCAGGAGAUUCAGAAAAGAAGAGCAACACUGAUGUUUUUCUAAAAACCAGAACAGAGGACACAACUAAAGAAGAAAUUGGUGAUGGUUUAGCGCAUCAAGUUACUAAUACAGAUUUGCAGCAUAGUAAUGCUAAUGUUAUGGAUAAAGGUCACAGGGGUGAUGAUUGUAAGAAUGAAGAUAACAGUAAAAUUGAAGAAUUCCAGAUUUCGAGUGGAGAAGAACCUAGAAGUGGUGACAUGAAACCUACAACUCCUUUCCCUGCCACCUUGAGACAGGUAGAAAAUUCAAAGGUAGAAAGUGAAGUUGGAGACUCCAUUGUAGGCACCCCUUCAGAAAAACUAAGAGAAGCCAUGAAGUCUUGGGUGUCAUUUGAUGAUCAGGGUUUACGGAAUUUUAGUAGCGAGUCUCAAGAGAGAGUUACUGAAAGCACCGUUCAACCUGAGAAGAGAGAAAAGCGAGCAAGUGGUAAAGAUUAUGAGAAUGUUUGGUUUGGACCAGUUAAGUUUGAAAAAAAUAAUGAGAACAUGCCAUUUGAUGAUGAAGAUUGUGAUGAAGAAUUUAAAGUCUAUGCUAGUGUAAGGCCAUUUGGAGAUGAUGGAGAUAAGUCAUCUGUUGGUUCGGAUGAAGAUUCCUUUGUGAAGAUUGUUGAAGAGUUUCUUGGCCAUGAGAAUAAUGCUGACAAUGAUAAACCUUCCCAAGAUUCUCUACCUUCUUUAGUUGAGAAAAAUGAACUUGUGAUAUUGGGUCCCGCAGAAGAUGUCAUGCAGAAACCAAUGAGGUUUGAUAGAAUAUUUAAACUAGACAUUGGCAAUCAUGAACUUUUUAACACUAGGUAUACAGAUGUCACACCUAGUGCUUUUCUGACUAAUAUCAUAACUAAACCAUUCUUGUUGGAUACUUAUUCAGUGAUUCCAGUUUUGAAGCAUAACUUUGAAUACGCUCUAUGUCGAUUUGAAAUUGAUUACAAAGGGAUUGCUUUCUUGAAUAAAGAUAUUAAAGUAUAUAUGUAUAGUCCCCCCUUGCAAGAUUUAUACGAAGAAUUCUUGCAAGAAUAUGCUAGUGAAUUACCUCAAGUAGAGUCUAAGUCAAUUUAUCCUCAGUAUAUUUUAGGUGCCAUAAAUGAAUGUUUAGAAGCAGAAAUUCUGGAACUAACAUUUUUACAAGAUUUCAGUGUUUCCAAGCUAACGCCUGUUUAUGGUUUUUACAAUAUUUCUGAAUCUGAAGGGUCUGCUGAUUUCCACAGAUGUGUGUUAACUGAAACAGAUAUCAGUAUAUGCACAACAGAAAUUUUGAUAUCUAUUCCUUUACCACCCUCAGAUUUUGUGGAUAAUUCUCUCCCCAAAAAUUUAACCCUUUCAUCCCAUUUAUUGAGUAAUAGGGAAGGUCCUGUGAAAAAGGGGAUUGAUUUAGAUGAAUGCCACAGUGCAGAUAAUACAUACAAAAGUUGUGAAAGCCUCAUAACUUCAUGUGAAAAAGAAGAAAAAAUUGUUACUGAUGAAAAUCUUUUAGUAGAUCAUAUGGAAGAUCUUUCUGUGAAUAACAACAGUUCUAAGAACAAAAUGGUAAAAGAUGUUGUAUUAUCUGAGAAUGGCCUAAAUGUGCUGCAUGCUUUAGAGAGAGUAGAAAGAUUCGAGUUGGAAUCUGUAGCCCAGGACAUGACAUCCCUGCCAGAACUAGACAAUGGUGUAACAUUUAUAGAACCACCAGAAAUUGCCAGUGAAAAACCAGCUGUUGAGCUAGAAUGUGGGAUUUUGCAGAGUUAUGAUGACAAGAAUACCAUUUUGAUUGGAGAGAAGACAAGUUUAAAUGAUCCUUGUUCAUUAGAUAUUCCACAGAUUCUGAUUCAUGCGCCUAGUGAUGAAUUUGUACCGGACAUUGAUAAGCCACUACAGACAGAGACUGAUAGAGCUGUUCAAGAAUGUGAAAAGAUCUAUGAACGUGGAAACUACUUAAACACUGCUGAAAGGGAUGAAGAUGAAUCUGAUUACACAAGUGAUAUGGAAGGUAUUCCUGUUUGUUCUUUGGCAGAAGAGGAAAUGCUCAGGGCACUAAUGUAUGCAUCUGCAGAAGAAGCAACGCAGGAAUUCAUUGAUGUAUUUGUAAUGAGUAAUAAGCAGUCCCAGCUGCCAGAACGAGUACAGGCAAAAGUUAAAAGAGUAGAAAAAGAACCCUUUAUUCAUGCUUUUGUUGAGGAGGAAGUGGUUUAUACUAUGCCUGACUUUUACAUGAAUGAAGAUAUGUACGUGAAUCAUGUUAAAGAAAGUAAUGAGGAUAAACAAGCCACUGUAUGUACUGCUAAUGAGAAUACCCAUGUGUGUGGUAGUGAAGCUAGCACACAGGUUUCAGAAAGUAUUCCUCUUGUUUUUACAGCAGCUGAAGAGGAGACUUUUUUACUAGCUCCAGAAUAUGAUAGCCGGCAAGAAUGCACUCUCCCUGAUGUGGUACUUGCUGUGCAAAGUGUUGAACCAUCGCAGCUGACUGUAGUGGAUCUCAGUAAACUUGAUAUUUUGGAAAGUAAUCCAGACCUUGAAGACAUUCCAAACCUUGAUUCAUUUGACUCUAUUCCAGACCUUGCCACAUCUGACUCCAAUAUUCAAGAGAAUAUUUCUGAGAGUAUAGAUGAUAAAAAUAACAAAGAUAUUACUGACCAGUUUGCUCUCAGUAAGACUUAUUCUACCUGUGGAUCCUCUGAGAAUGUUGUGGUUAAUUUUAGUGAUACUUAUUGCCCUGAUACUAUAUCAGAUAGAGAGAGAGGAAACCUGUCAGACAUAUUUUCUGAAGAAUUAUUAACUUCUGGUGAUAUGAUGGUUGACCAGGGCAAGACUUUAUAUAUGGAUUAUGGUACAGGUACCACUCAUGUACAUGAAUUUGAUAUAACAGAUGAUUCAUUUUGUCCAUCGAAACACAGAGUCAUGGAAUCUGGCAUUCCUUCUUAUUCAGCAUUCCUGAAAUCAACACCACCAUUAAGUGUAUCCUUGUUAUCUCAGGAUCUGUCUGCAGAUUGUGGUAGUUUUAAAGAUGCCAAAGAUGUUGAAUCAAUUGAUAAUUCUGCAGUUCUUCAGUAUUGGGCAAGUAUUAUGAAAGGUAGGAGGAAUUAUGGUAACAUUGGUGCCAUUGCUAAUUUUUCACUUUAUACUGAAGAUAAAGCUGUUGUAGAACCGGGGUCAGUGCCAAUACCAAAAUUGAAUUAUUCUAAGGAAGAGAAGGAAAUUUGCAAUAUGUUCAGAAAGGAAAAUGACAUAGAUGACAAGAUCUACUUUUUGAGUUGUUCACCAGAUUCUGCAUUUGAUGGAACAGAUUUUCUGCUUCCUAUGGAAGAGGAAGAGGAAGACUGGCUGAAAGACCUUGAAGAUGUUGAUGAAGAAGGCGAGGCUUUUGAUAGUGAGUUUGAGUUUGGUGAGAUGGAACUGGAGCUUGAGACAGAUUGUUCAGUGAUGGGGAAGUUGUCACCAAAAUUUCAUAGCAAGAGAUUAGAACACAAAAGAAGGUUAGAGGGGGAUGUGAGUAUGAUGCAGGAUGCAUGUUCUUUGAAAAAGUCAACUGAAAAAGAAGAACAGCAACUGAAACAGGACAUGUCCGUAGAAAGGGGAUGGUUGAUGGAUGGAAUAAGGCAUACAACUAAAGGACUUUAUAAUCUUUUCUUUUAUGGACAGACUCCAGGGGAUAAGAGAGCUGAGGCUAGUGCAGUGACUGAAGGUAUAGAUGUUGCAGAAUCUAAAGAUGUAACCUCAGAAAGCAGUCAUCAGGCAACUAUCAAAACAUUAAAAGACAGUGAUGGAAGUAAGGAAAUAAAUGUUCCAAAAUCGAUGACAAGUAGUGAACUUAUUAAUAUGACUGAAUCAGAUUUCAGUACAGCUUCCUGCUCUCACCUAGAAAAAGGUGCUAGACCAAAAACUCAACCGCCAUCAGAGUUGGUGUGCAUGCCUGCUACCUCACCAGAAAAUAUAUCAAAUUAUCAAUCUCAUUUUAUGGAGCCUUUAAGGCUUCCUGAAGUAAAUACUAGAAAUACAGAUACUGGGAAAGAGGAGUCAGCUGAGCAAGAUUAUGAGAACCUUCUCUGGGGGGAUUUGGAUCUUCAGGAAAGAGAGGAUAUCAGAAUGUUUGCACAAGUUGCAGAGAUUUCAGUUCUUGAAGAGCAAAAUAGAGAAGCACUCCGUCUUCUGCUGACCAAGCGCCCUUCAUCCAGACAUGAAGAACUGAAGGAACGAGCAAGGCACCUUUUGGAACAAGCGAGAAGAGAAGCAAUUCAGAACCAUCCUGCCCCACAGAGAUCUUUAUCAAAGGAAGAGGAAGAAAGACAAGCUCAAUUAAGAGAAAGAGCAAGAAGAUUGAUUGCGGAAGCAAAACAAGGGGUAGUUUCGCCUUCCACGCUACAAACCACUGCCCAUCCUCAUGUACGGGACCACGCACAUGAUGAUAGUGAUGAAAGAAAAGAUCAUCAUCCUGUACACAUCACAGAGGAAAAUGGAAACAUUAUCUCUUCAGCUAUUAGUGAUGACUCCAAAGUACCUAAUAGCAGUAGUAGUUCCAUAGGAGUAGUUAACACCUCAUUAGCACCAUCUGCCUUUACCACAACAUCACCUUCAGAAGUACAAUCAGCAGUAUCGUUAGCUUCGAGUCGAAAUGUAGGAGGGACUCCAGUAAGUUCUAGUGAAGGAGUUAGAGAAGUUAGAGCACCUAGAUUACAAUCAUUUAAAAACAUCAUGGAUAGAAUGUCUCCAGAAAAAGAAAAUUCAUCAAAUUCUCCCAGAGCUUCUCCGGACAAGCAAACCUGUGAGUCCAGUCGAUAUCUUCAGAAUGAGUUAGAGUCAUUGGAGAGAGAACAGCAACAAAUUGAUGAGCAAGCAGCCAAACUUGAGAAGAGAUUAAGAAAAGUUAUGGAACUCAGCACGAGAACGGAAGACGAGGAGAGACUUAUGCAGCAGUGGUUUACUCUUGUUAACAAAAAGAAUGCCCUCAUCAGACGGCAGAUGCAGCUCAAUAUUUUAGAGAAAGAAGAAAACCUGGAGAGACGCUUCGAGUUGUUGAAUAGAGAACUCCGCGCUAUUUUGGCCAUCGAGGAUUGGCAAAAGACGGAGGCACAAAAGCUGAGAGAAAAAUUGCUCCUGGAGGAACUGGUGACUAUAGUGAACAAGAGAGAUGAAUUAGUCAUUCAUCUGGACAACCAGGAAAGAGCCAUCGACGACGAUGAGCACAUCGAACAGAUUGUGUCUGGAGCGAGCACCAAGCCCCAGGAGAAGUGUCUCCUCAUGUAAGAGACGCAUAGGCGCCCCUACUCUAUUUGCACCCUUGAAGUACAAGGCGGUGCCACCUUGACCCUCCACAUCGCAGCCGUCCUGUCUUGGCCGCCAGCCCCCCACCCCCCAUCCUUGGAGUCAUGUGACCUCACCCCACCCCCCCCCCCCCCAACCCCCCCCCCC